Lytechinus pictus (painted urchin) is the source of this 3303-nucleotide messenger RNA. RefSeq names its product phospholipid phosphatase 1-like. Gene Ontology annotation, cellular component: plasma membrane. The transcript is spliced from 4 exons. Gene Ontology annotation, biological process: signal transduction; phospholipid dephosphorylation; phospholipid metabolic process. Gene Ontology annotation, molecular function: phosphatidate phosphatase activity. The record is from RefSeq and is a predicted model, not a curated record. Lineage: Eukaryota; Metazoa; Echinodermata; Echinoidea; Temnopleuroida; Toxopneustidae. The coding region runs from base 78 to 470 and encodes 130 amino acids.
GAUUAUCAUUUCCAUCAGGACACGCAUCUUCUGCAUUCUAUUUCUUCACAUACUGGGUAAUAUAUCUUCAAGCCAGGAUGAUACCAGAAGUUUUUGGAGAUAACUUAUUUAGGCCUGUCCUUCAGAUAGCCGGUAUCCUGGCAGCCAUGUUGGUUGCUCUCUCACGAGUAUCAGACUACAAGCAUCACUGGAGUGAUGUAUUAGCUGGAAGCACCUUAGGCCUGGUUGUAGCCAUCUUAGUGGCGGUCUUUGUCAGUGACCUUUUAAGAAUACCCCUCUCCAGAGAGUCUCAGAUAGAGAAGGGUGAGGUGAUGCCUCUCUACGGCUCGGGGUCAGCCAUCAGUGAUCAACUCAGCAGUGAUAGGAUGUUAUCUGAUGAAGGCAGUGCUGUAAUCACACACAAUGACGAGAAUAGGAAAAGAAACUCUGGAAAAUAUCUGUCUUGCUCAUACAGUGGAAACUCAGUGUAGCCUGGUCUAUAGGCUUAUUUUCCUUGUUCACAACUUUGUAGUAUAUUCAUGAUUCAUAUUUGGGAUUUGGGUUUUGUUACAUAAUGAUCUCCAUACACAGAAUAGGAAAUAAGAGUAAAAUACAGUGAAAACAAAACAACACAAAAAUCGAUGCUUACAGUAGGCAAGAAUCCUGUCAUAUACAAAAAAUGAGAAGAACCUCAAUAGAAUUUAAAGAGCUGGGACCAGGAAUAUUGUUUUGCUAUAUUGGAGUAUAUACUUGCUACAUCAGGAAUAUUACCAUGUUAUAUCAGUUAUAAUGCUAUUGCCUUGCUAUAUCGGGAUUACAUUGUUAAUCAAGAUUACCUUUAUAUGUAUGUGGAAUAUCAUAUUUUGCCUUGAAUAUGUGUUCCCAUGUUAUCAAAACCAAGAAAAUUAUAACCUUUAUUUUCUAUUGAGUUAUAUUAAUAAUGAUAGGUACAAUUUAUAUAGUGCAGUUCAACUAUAUGCAUAUAUACUUUUGCACUUAAUAUUUGGCAUUAUACUAUUACCCUGGCUGUAGUCGAGGCACUGAAGUGUUUAAGGAAUAAAUCCUACUCCUUAAAAACAAUGUGUCUUGUCUUGACUCCAAGACAACACUUGUGCCAGGUCUCAUUGCAACAUACAAACCAAUUGUCCAACCGUUCGCUGAUUCCUAUAUACCCCUUUCAAAUUUUUGUGGCAGAAGUAUAAUGAAAUAGAUUAUGGAUACCAAAUAUAUUUUGUACAAAACCGAAGCAAUUCCAUACAUGGCUAAAUUUUGGUGAUGACUUUAAGUGGUGCUAAUUAUGAACAAUCAUAUUUAGAUAAAAAGCGGUUUUUGUAUUGUGUUCACAUAAAAACAUAUAUGUUGUUUUAUUUUGAAGACAUUGACUAAACACAAAUGAUAUAUAGAUAUCAAGUUCAGGUGCAUGAAAUGAAUACAAAGGAGAGAAUAAAUGUAAUGCAUUGUAGUCCAACUUUGCCAAACUUGUUAACUUGUCAUGAAACAAAUGAUAACAAAUAAAAUAUGAAUACUUUGAAUUAACCUUUAGUUGUUAAUCUGGUGCUAUAUUGGUAGUUAAUUACUUAAUUUUUUUAUGAGUAAAAUUAAUUUUCAGAGAACCUUGUAAUACAUGUCAGCCUUCAAGACCUGUUAUCUUCAAAAAGUGUGACAUUGCACAUCGUGAAAUGUAGAUGCAUUGGUGAAUUAGUAACAUCUUGCAAAUAUGUGGUUUGUAUUGAAACAGUAAAUAGGCACAUGCAUUAACAGCAGUAUUCAGUGAUUGUUCACUUUUAUUUUAAAACAGUAUCAAGUUUGAAACAAGUAAUAUUUCUGUUUUCUGUAUCCUAGAUAAAGAUGAGUCAAUCAAGUAUGGUACCUAAUUUUAAUGUAAACCAAAUUAUAUAAUCAAGCUACUAAGAAAAGGGAAUUUUAUUUUUGGUUAAUGAAAAAUAUAAUUUCAUAAAACUUUCAAUGGGAGAGCAGAUUGAUCAUGUGAAUAUAUACUUUUCCUACAGGCUUGGGUAUAAAUCUUUUUUUUUCUUUGUGAAGACAUCAUUGCAAAUGAAUACUAAUUAUCUUGGAAAGUGAAUGUUGAGUAUAAUUGAAGGUGUUUUCAAUAUUAUUUUUAUUCUAAACCAAGUUCAUUUACCUCUUUUAUUUAAAACCAUACUGUACCUUCUACUCUUAUCCAGACAAAGAACUACUGUAGAAAAAAUGUGCCCAUUCAGAAAUGAAACUCUGGAUAAUUUGCCUCUAAAUUUUGAAUAUUUUCUAAUAAUGUAAAUGUAUUCAUAUUACAAAUUUGUAAACAGUAAAGUGACCUCUAUUGUGCCCUCUCUAUAAAGAGAAUAUCAACCGAUUCAUUAUUUGUUAUUUUGUAUGUAUAUAUUUCUCUGUACAGCUGAAUAUACAUUUCAUAAAAUGAGAUGACAUUAUAUUUGUAUAUAUAGAAAUGUCUGUAUUUGAAGAAUGUUGUACAGUUGGUUUUCUUUAUGGAUCUAAUAUUUUGUAAUGAUUGAUAAUGUAAGUUUAUCUCUGGUACUAGCUAGAUUUCUUUGAAUCACUCUAACAUGCAAAGCACCAGGAAUAGACUUGGGAUUGAUGAUAUGAAAGUAUCUUUGUAAGGACUGCCUUUCAUGUCAUUGAUUUAUUAUGAUGUACUGUGUAAAACGCCUUCAUUAUAACUAUUUAGCAUACUUUCAUAAAAGGACAGUGUUUUUUGUUAAUUUUAAUGGAUAAAAAAAUAUUGGCUUGCAAAUAAUUUGUUCCAAAAUUUGUCUCAUUCAGCACUUCAUAAUGAACUGGUAACACAAACAGAUGGUCCUUGCAAAAAAAAAAAUUAUUCAUGCAAUUACCCCUCUGGUUCUAUGAACAUAUUCUGUAUUUUAGAGUGUCGGCUGGUACUAUAUGAUCAGAAAUAUAUUUUCCACCUUAUCAUUUUAUGGAGAUGCCUCAAACACUUUAAUUGACUGCUUUUCUAUUGCAAAAAAAAAUUCUUAUUUAUAUAAAUGUUGCCUUUUACGAUUUUCAAUAUAAAUGAAUCCAGCAAAUCAGAAAGAAUUGUGCAUUUUGUAUUGAUUUUAAGUACAAUAAGAAAAAUCAAAAUGAAUCAGCGCCUUUUAAUAUUUUUAUUACUUACUAAAUACUAAUAUGCAAUUAUGAAUGGGUUAAAAAUAAGAUAGCAAUAAUGACCCAUAUUUUAACCUUUAUUAAUGACUUCAUAUAUUUUCUUUUUUAAUAAUUUGAUUUUGUAAAGAUAUUUGUAUUGUAUAGGACUAUUGUAUAUGUAGUGUCACAAUUGGACCAAUAAAUGCUUGUAUGAAAUUUCAA